Molecule: messenger RNA, 1924 nt
Organism: Gadus macrocephalus (Pacific cod)
Lineage: Eukaryota; Metazoa; Chordata; Actinopteri; Gadiformes; Gadidae
Product: protein max-like
Exons: 4
Coding region: 147-686 (179 amino acids)
Biological process (GO): positive regulation of transcription by RNA polymerase II
Cellular component (GO): RNA polymerase II transcription regulator complex
Molecular function (GO): DNA-binding transcription factor activity; protein dimerization activity
Source: RefSeq, a predicted model, not a curated record
UGUGUUUUCCUGUCCAUGUGUAGGCGAGUCACGUGUCGUCAUGUCCCUGCCGAUGUUGUGCUAGGUUUUUAUUAUUGGCGUCUAAUCUUCGUUUCACUUUUCCGAGAAAUCUCGCCGCAUUACCUCCAUAUAUCCUUCGCCGAAGAAUGAGCGACAACGAUGACAUCGAAGUCGACAGUGACGCAGACAAGCGGGCGCACCACAACGCUCUGGAGCGCAAGCGGCGGGACCACAUCAAAGACAGCUUCCACAGUUUACGGGACUCGGUUCCUGCCUUGCAAGGGGAAAAGGUGAGUAAUGAGGGUUCCCCGCUGUCAACGUCUAAUACCAGGGGGGAUUUUGCAGGGCCAGAAGGUUCAAGUUCUGUCAAACAGGCUUCCCGAGCACAGAUCCUAGAUAAGGCCACAGAGUACAUCCAGUACAUGAGGCGAAAAAACACCACCCACCAGCAGGACAUCGACGACCUGAAGAAGCAGAACGCUCUGCUGGAGCAACAAGUCCGUGCCCUGGAGAAGGCCAAGGGCAACAACCAGCUGCAGGCCAACAGCUACUCCUCGGACAGCAGCUUGUACACCAACCGCAAGGGCAGCGCCGUGUCGGCCUUUGACGGCGGCUCCGACUCCAGCUCCGAAUCGGAGCCCGAGGAGCCACCCACUAGGAAGAAGCUGCGUGUGGAGCCCAGUUAGACCGUCCCCUCCCUUCUCCCCCCCCCCCCCCUCCCCCCCCCCGACACUGGGUCCCAGGCACUCCCUACUCAGACUCUUGUUCACCAGCCCCCACCCACCUCCCCAUCCCCACCAACUCCUCCAACAUGUCCGCGCUCGAGGACGACCUCGUCAUCCGGUCCGGGACGUUAGGUGGAAUCAGGCCUGUGAGAGAGUGGAGAGGUGCUACGAUAUGCUACAAGCUUUCUCUGCUCUCCUGGUCGGCGACACCCCCGCCACAAACCCCGUCAAUUCCCCCCCUCCCCCUGAGGCGACGGUGACCCGCUCCAACGUGAGGCAGCUCUGCAGUUUUUUGAAGGACUUGAUGCUUUUUCAAAACCUCAUUACGAAAAUGUUUCUAGUCGCCGCGGCGUAAAGCUUUAGUGAAGCUACGACGACACGCCCUCGUGUGCUCCUCUUCUGCCCUCCUUUUAGUUUGGUUUUGGAACACCUCCGAAAAUCCCGCGUUUUGACACUUACCAGACCUUUGAGAAAUUGUCCUUAGACAUGGUUUACCUUUUUAAUGUUUGUACUUUUCCAGAAAUGAUUGUGAACUUUGCUUUUAGAAAAAAAUGAAAAGCCCUGCAAGAUGAAACACCCCCUCCCCCCCUCCAUGAGUUAGUGUCGGUGGCUGAAGCUGUUGUCCUGAAUGUUAGUGUAAUCAAAUGAAUGCCUAUAUUAAAUGAUAAACUACUUGACUUCUUACUCCCACAUCGUAUUUGGUUGUUUGGCUAUUACUCUCCGUAAAUAUGGGUGUGUGUGUGAACUGACCUCUUUAUUUUAGAUCAUCCCUCAUUUAACAGGUUUGAAACCCGUUUUUCUAUUUUUUAUUCUCCAAAAAUAUAAACGUGGCGAUGAAAAAAAAAUCCUCAAAUGAAAAUGAAUGUUACACAAUGCAGUUAUGAGCAGUGACCUUUAUUUUUGUUAUUGGAAGAUAUGUGUCGGUGUGUAGUAUUUAACACUAUAUACUCUUAAAUGUCGUCAUUUCUUCAAAAGACAAACCUUCCCUGGAAAUAUUUUGCCUGCACUGGGAAUGUUUUUUAGUUUUGUUUCCUACCCUUAUUUUGUUUUACAGAGGUAAAUACGUGUGUACUAAAUCAAUAUUUGUUUAUUCCAUUCCAUGGAAAUUACAGGUAUGUUGUACAUACUGCCAACAAUUGUCUUGCAAGUUGAGGCCUACCUUUACGAUGAGACUAAAUAAAAAAACUAUUUUAUCCUUU